UCUGCACAUCUCUUGUAGAAGCCUGUGUGUGACAGUGUGUACCACCAUGAAGACCUGCGUGCUGUUAUCACUGCUGCUGGCGUUGGGUUGUUUGACCAUCAAUGGUGCACCAGUGGAGCAUGUUGGCAUGGAGCCAGCCUCAUGUGAAAACGCAUCAACAAAAGCAGCUGCUGAGCUGGCUCUUACCAAAAUCAACCAGGACAGGAAGGAGGGCUACAUCUUCAGUCUGCACCGCCUGUCCAACGCCCACAUAAAGAGACAUGGAGAGAACAGCGUGGUCUUCUACCUGACUCUGGAUGUCGUGGAGACCAAAUGCAGCGUUCUCAGCAAGAACGACUGGAAGAGCUGUGAAACUCGUCCCACUGCAAACAUGCCGGUAUAUGGACAGUGCAAAGCUGCUAUCUUCAUCAACAAGGUGCACAGUGCGGAGCGUCUCUACAAAUACAACUGUGUUAUCAGACCAGUUCCUGCAGCUAGAGUACAUGAGAUGUGUCCUGACUGUCCAACUUUAAUUCACCACGACAAUAACAACGUUCAGAAGACUGUGUCCCACUCUCUGGAAAAGUUCAACAAGGAAAGCGGACUCGCCAAUUGUUUUGCUCUCCUCAAAAUCUGCCGUGCUGCAGCAGGGAUGGCCAUGAGUAUGUAUUACAAUGUGGAAUUCAGCAUCCAGGAGACCAUCUGCCCUAACAGCGCAGAAGCAACAGCUGAGAAGUGCCCCCUCAUGAACUGCGAGUUCGCCCACAAGGGCUUCUGUAAGGCAUCCCUCUACCACUCCCCCACUAAUGAUGAAAUCAUCGACAUAGAGUGUGAGAUCUAUGAGCCUGAGGCUGCUGAGAAAGAGAAGAAGCUCCACCUCCUGGGCGGAGAGACUGACCACAGCCACAAUGACACAUACUCACACAGCCACGAACAAGACCAAACACACGACCACGUACACGAUCACACCAAGAGCCACUCUCAUCAUGACGAAACCCACAAGCAUGCUGACAACCAUGAUCACCACCACACACAUGACCAUGCCACAGGCAGCACACACAGGCACGCUCAUGACCACUCCCACGACCACAGUCACAGUCACGAUCACGUGCACGCUCAUCACGACAAGGCACACAACCACAGCAGUGACUUUCCUAACCACCACCACGACUACAAGCACGCUGAAGGUGUGCACACCCAUGAACAUGACCACGAGCUGGCGCUGGACCACGAUCACAACCACAGUCACCUGCAUGAACACGAGCACCACCACCAUCACCACGAGCACGAACAUGAGAACACACCCCACGACCACCCAGAAGGCAUGGUGACAAUGCUGCCAGCUCUGGGCCAGCCUGUGACCCUGCCUUCCUUCCCUGAUGUCCCUGCUGGUGGCCCUGAGCUCGGAGUCACUCUCCCACUUAAACCCGACCCCCAGAUUCCUGGAGAAAUGGAACCUGCCAUCGAGCCCUUCCCAACCUCAGUCUCAGACCAGUGUCCUGUCCCAAAGGCAGGGCGUGACCUGGUGGAGAAACUCUUUGCUGAGGACGCUUUUUUUAUGCUUGCUGUAUGACAUGGCCUAUGGAACUGUUUUAGAGGUACACAAUGACUCAAGUGUAACAAAGAAUGGAAAACUAUAUGAUAAAUGAUACAUUUGCAAUAAAAAACAUUCACAGUCAUUGUAACACAUCA
Messenger RNA from Oreochromis niloticus (Nile tilapia), 1671 nucleotides. It is a transcript of the gene fetub, whose product is annotated as fetuin B. The transcript is spliced from 7 exons. The record is from RefSeq and is a predicted model, not a curated record. NCBI's taxonomy places the organism in Eukaryota, Metazoa, Chordata, Actinopteri, Cichliformes, Cichlidae. Gene Ontology annotation, molecular function: cysteine-type endopeptidase inhibitor activity. Gene Ontology annotation, cellular component: extracellular region. Gene Ontology annotation, biological process: negative regulation of endopeptidase activity. Bases 47 to 1552 code for a protein of 501 amino acids.